GAUAAGCGUUUCCACCCAGCUCUGUUUCCACUUCUUGUCCCAUACAUUCGUCUACCAAUCCUUACAUUAAUGUUACAGAAUAGAUAUUAUCUUAGUUUCACAGCUGAGGAAACAGCCUCAGGAUAAGGGAUUUGCCCUAAUAAGCCAAGUUGGGAGCUGGUCUUGGCACUGACUUAAAAACACACGUUUGUAACCUCUACAUUCACUGUCUCCUUUUCUUAAAUUUAACAGUUAAACAUGGGGAAAUAAAUCAGCCAUUUACCCAAUAAACUGAUACUGUCUGCUGUGUGCCGGCUAAUAAAGCAAGUAAAUAAAAUUAAAACCCACCAUGUGGCAGAGGGAGGGGGUCUGUUCUAGUUCUGGGAGCCCUCCCGACACCACUGAAGCACACACACAGAGACACACACGCUGCUCUAAUUGACAAAAAACGGUUAGAUGAACAUAGCUAACGAGGAGGGGUUGAGAGCAAGAAGGCAGGCCUGCGUCCCUCUGGGUGCGCUCACAGCCGGCAGCUCUGAGGGCCUCAGCCUUGCAUACAGAAACCGGAUUUUGCUCUUCACCCGGUCUUCUACCCCGAGGUCUUACCUAUCUGAAACCAAAGGGGUGGGUUGUGCUUGGCUCAGAAUCAGGCUCGAGGUGGCACAAAAACAUGUCUUCCUGCACCCGACUGCACGUUUCCUAAACCCAAUUGGGGACACCUGGACUCACAAAAGGAUGUUCUCGGGAGGAAUGAUUUAACCAGGUGCAAAUUCCCACUCAUUUUCCGCGUGGACGCUGACAGGAGCUUCACGUGGUUGGCGAGCAGGGUGGAGGUUACAGGCCCCGCCCCCGAGCCCCGCCCCGAGGUGUGGCUAGGGACGCCGGAAGCGCCCGCGCGGCUCCACAGAGAGCCCGGGCCGCGCGCCUUCGGACUAUGGCGACUCAGGCGAAGCGCCGGCGGGGCCCUUCCUCUGCGCGCGCCGCCGUCUUCGCCGCCCCCAGCGAAGUUUCCGGGGCGGGGCCUUCCCACUGCGCUCGGUUGUCUCAGGUGGCGGGGCCUGUGGGCGGCGGCGACCCGGACCCGGUGGCCGGCUUCUUGAGCUGGUGCCGGUGCGUGGGGCUGGAGCUGAGUCCCAAGGUGGCAGUGAGCCGGAAGGGCACGGUGGCCGGCUACGGCAUGGUGGCCCAGGACGGCGUGGAGCCUGGGGAGCUGCUGUUUGCGGUACCGCGGGCCGUGCUCCUGUCGCAGCACACCUGCUCAAUCAGCGGCCUGCUGGAGCGAGAGCGAGGCGCGCUGCAGAGCCAGUCGGGCUGGGUGCCGCUGCUGCUGGCACUGCUUCACGAGCUGCAGGCCCCGGCCUCACGCUGGAGCCCCUACUUUGCGCUCUGGCCGGAGCUGGGCAGCUUGGAGCACCCCAUGUUCUGGCCCGAGGAGGAGCGCCGGCGGUUGUUACAGGGCACGGGGGUGCCCGAGGCCGUGGAGAAGGAUUUGGCCAACAUCCGCAGCGAGUACUCUUCUAUCGUGCUGCCCUUCAUGGAAGCCCACCCCGAUCUUUUCAGCCCCAGGGUUCGCUCCCCGGAACUCUACCACCAACUGGUGGCUCUUGUGAUGGCCUACAGCUUUCAGGAACCACUGGAGGAAGAGGAGGAUGAAAAGGAGCCAAACCCCCCUCUGAUGGUGCCUGCUGCAGACAUACUAAACCAUGUAGCCAAUCACAAUGCCAAUCUAGAAUAUUCUCCAAAUUGUCUUCGGAUGGUGGCUACUCAGCUCAUUCCUAAAGGCCAUGAGAUUUUCAACACUUACGGGCAAAUGGCUAAUUGGCAACUGAUUCAUAUGUACGGUUUUGUUGAACCAUAUCCAGACAACACAGAUGACACCGCUGACAUUCAAAUGGUGACAGUUCGUGAAGCAGCAGUACAGGGAACAAAAGUUGAAGCUGAAAGGCUCCUGCUCUGUGAACGCUGGGAUUACUUAUGCAAAUUGGAGAUGGUAGGGGAAGAGGGGGCUUUUGUGAUUGGGCGGGAAGAAGUGCUGACUGAAGAGGAACUGACCACCACACUCAAGGUACUGUGCAUGCCUGCUGAGGAGUUCAGAGAGUUUAAAGAUCAAGAUGGAUGGGGAAAUGAUGAAAAGGAAGAGGACAGCCUGACAAUCAGAAAUAUUCCGAAGCUCAAAGAAUCAUGGAGACAGCUUCUUCGGGACAGUGUUUUGUUGACCCUGAAAACCUAUGCCACAGACUUAAAAGCUGAGCAAGAUUUACUCAGUAACAAGGCAGUCUAUGCCAAACUCAGCUGGAGGGAACAGCAGGCCUUACAGGUUCGUUAUGGUCAGAAGAUGAUCUUACACCAGUUGUUGGAAAUGACAGGGUAGCAGGUUUCCUGUUGCUUGAAGGAAUUCAUCCAUGAGAAGAACUUGAGGCUGAUACUCACUGAUGCUUUAAAAGGAAGAAAAUUUGGACUCUUUCCUUAUUAAAUAGCAGUGGGAAAUAUGUUAGGAUUAACUGUGAGUUAAGGGUGACAUGUUUAAGGAUUGGGAACCACUGGUAAUUGUCACCAAGACCAAUACAUUUCAUAGCUGUUUUGUUCUCUGUUUGAACCAGUUAGGAGAAAUGCGGUUGUGAUAGUAAUAGGUCUUGUAGUCUAGCGUUUAAUAACAUGGGCUUUGCAAGUGUAGACCUGGUUAAAAUCUGGGUCUAUUUUGAGUAAGUCACUUUACCUUUUUAAAAAGACUUUGUUUCCUUUUAGAGGAUUUAAUAAAGCUAUGUCACUGGCACUCAAAGCAAUUCCUCAGCAGUCUCAAAUUUGGUCUAGAUGGGACAGCUCACCCUCAGGGAACAAACCCUAAGACACCAAUGACAUUCAAGCCCCAUUCAUGUACGAUUUCUGCUAUUUAAUCCUGAACCUUUUUAUCCUCUUGGGCCAUUAAAGCUUUAAGUCAUUAAAGGAAAGGUAUGUAUGAGUGGGAUACGUUUUUCUUUUAAAAAUUAACAUCAAAACAGCAUGAAGGUAAAGGAUAUUUAAAUGGGCAUUUUGUAAUUAUUUAACCAUAGAAACCCGCUCCAACAACUUUCAGCUAUUGAAAAAGAACAAGAUCACUUUCUUGCUUGUUUAAACAUGCCAGACCAUUAGUGGGGGAAGAUCUACCAUUCAGGAGAAGCUGGUGUUUCCCAAAGGCCUGGGCUUUGUAAGGAUGGGUGUCCACUUUGUCCUCACCAUCAGCACUGGCUGCUGCUACUGAGGAAGGCACAGUGUACUCACAUGGGUGUCAUGACUUUAAUGCGGAACUAUAGUCUAGACACAUACAUGAAGUAGAGAAGCUAAAAUAAAGCCCAGGAACUAGAAAGGCUACUAAGUAUAAUACGUGGACCAAUGCAUUUACCAAAACAUUCAAAAUCCAAAAGGGGCUGUAUUGGUCCUUUUGAUUUUUUGUUGUUCAUCUUAGCCUGGGAUAAUGGGGACAGGAGGGACAAUUCAUACUAUUUGGUUCCCUUUUCUCACAGUGCACUAGUACAGGAGCGAGACGGGGGAACUUUAGGUCUGGUCUGGUCUCCCUGUAUAAAAAAAAGCUGCCUCUCACAGGGAUCAAGCAAUAUGGUCUCCAGCAGAAAUGAGAAAACGAUGGUCUCCAGUAGUGAGCUUUAGAUUUGGGGAAGAAGCAAAACAAAAAUCCAUGGGAGUCGCAAUUGUAAGCUCUUCCCAGGUUCCCUAGAAUACCAAAUCCUAGCGCACCACUUUUAACAACUUCUGUGAUUUUCAAGGUCCCCAGUCCACAUUAAAGUUACAUAACAUUUAAA
Hipposideros armiger (great roundleaf bat) is the source of this 3773-nucleotide messenger RNA. It is a transcript of the gene SETD6, whose product is annotated as SET domain containing 6, protein lysine methyltransferase. The transcript has 9 exons. Lineage: Eukaryota; Metazoa; Chordata; Mammalia; Chiroptera; Hipposideridae. Gene Ontology annotation, molecular function: protein binding; protein-lysine N-methyltransferase activity. The record is from RefSeq and is a predicted model, not a curated record. Gene Ontology annotation, biological process: peptidyl-lysine monomethylation. The coding region runs from base 914 to 2350 and encodes 478 amino acids. Gene Ontology annotation, cellular component: nucleus.